Molecule: messenger RNA, 1908 nt
Organism: Microplitis demolitor
Lineage: Eukaryota; Metazoa; Arthropoda; Insecta; Hymenoptera; Braconidae
Product: probable serine/threonine-protein kinase nek3
Exons: 4
Coding region: 1-1908 (635 amino acids)
Source: RefSeq, a predicted model, not a curated record
AUGAGUACGCACACCUAUAAUUUACCAGCUUAUACAGUUAAGCAUGAGCUGAUUGGGCAUCCUGGCUCGAAUGAAGAUAACGAAAAAGAAACAAGAAAUUUCAAACCGAGGGUACCGAAAAUUUUUAAACAACCAUCUCGUUUAAUUGCUAAAAAACAAAGUUCACGAUCUUUCAGUACAGUAGCUUACUAUGAUUUUACCGAUUUUAUAACGAUUGUUGGUGACACAAUUAUUGUAUUUUCACCCCGCACAGCUCCAACACCUUCUGCUCGUCCUGUAAUUAAGAUUACAGGUGAUGCGAAUUUAAGACCUGGUGAUGGAAGUGUUGCAUCGAUUCAACCUACGAGUAUUAUACGAAAUGGGAAAACAGCCGAUCCUCUUUUGGAUGCUGUUAAUAGCCGUAAACAAUCAGAAUCAAGUGUUUUAACUCCUAGUACGAUUGAAGAACCUGAAGAAUUAUCAUCAUCUAAAUCCCCGGGAAAAAAUAACAUUUUUUCCGGGUCUACACUUCUGCUUUUACUUCCUGAAACAGAAAGUCUCAAGCCAAUUGGGUUACUCAAAAUUGUUGACUCAACAACAUCAUUAGAUGGUACGAUAACUUAUUAUAAGAAUCUUAUUUAUGGUACUUAUGUUUGUACUAAUUAUGCUCAGAUGAUUCAUCCAUCUUCAAAUGCAUAUUUUUUCCCUGAUAAAGCAACUAUCACUUAUGAUACGACAGUUAAGCCUGAGGAAGAAACUGAAGAACCUUUAACAGCAAUGGGGAUUGAUACAACAACAACAACAACAACUUUACCAACUAAAGAUAAAACACUUUCUUCUGAAAAUAAUGAACUUACCACGCCUUUGGAAGAAACAACGGAGGACUCAUCGACAUUGACUAUUACUCAUACUAAUCAAACAAAACGAGAUUUUCCUAAUGAUAUUGUUAAUGAUCCUCAAGGCCGUAGUGUCACAGGAGGAUCAGCUAAAAACAAUAUCGAUAAUGAUGGUAAAAAACUUGAAUUUGCUACAAGAUUACUACCUUCUAAUGCUUAUAAAACAUUUACAUAUUUCAUAACUUUCUUUAUUCCUGAUGAAACAAAUAAAGAUUUAACUACGACAUCUGUUCAAUCACGAGAAGUUAAUUCUUCUAAAGUAUCUUAUCUUACAGAAUCAAUUCUACUAAGUGCUACUAAUGAUGUUUCGUCAAUGUACACGGCAUCAACAACAAUGCCUUCCGUAGAUACAACAUUUAUAUCAGUUUCCACGACGACAACUCUUUCAACGCCUUCAGAAGCAAGUCCUAAAGCCGAAGAUGAAGAUUCAACAACAAAACCAGAAGAAAUAGAACUUAUUUUCAAAACUCUUUAUACGACUUAUUUGACGACAUCCUUCCAAGAAAGAACAUCAAGUGUUUCUAGUCGUGAAGUUCUUGAAAAUAAUGUCAUAACUCAGACUAUUAGACGUGAUGGAAUAUUUGGUGAUGUUGCUGGAUUAUUUAAUGAUAUAACAAUUACUUCAACAAAAAUUCAAGAUACUGUUCAAUCUUCAACUAUUUUAGUGCCUGAAGAAGAUUCGGUAACUUAUGAAGCUUCUACUACUCUAGAAGACUCAACAACUGAAGCUGGUUUAACGACAUUGCAGGAUCUAGAAGAUUAUAAGAGUACCAUUGAAAACAGUUUCAAUAAAUUCUCUAUACUUGAACUAAGUCCUACACCUAGUGUCGUUACUGAUUUACUGAAAUUUGAAGCAAAAAAUUAUUUCACAUCUUACACUUAUUUUACAAAUAUGUUUGUUGAUGAUGAAACAAAAAAAGAAACAAGAAAUGAGGUCUUUAGUAAUAUUAUAACGGAAAAAAUUGAGCCAACAAUAGUGGUUUCACUACCCCAAGUCCAGCCACAUAACAGAAAUUUUAUCGCUAAUCAAUAA